AAAAACCGACCAAAGAAACACAAAGUACCGAGACCGAGAAGUCGUAGACGAAUCGUUUCAAACCCGGAUUCUCAGCUGCCAUAAAGACAAGGACAAAGCCUCAUUCCUUUACGCCACGUGUCCAUUUCACAUCUGUGGCGUCUAAACUUUUCCCUUUCUCUUUUCUUUUCGUCUCUCUGAUCAUCUCUGAUCCUUCAAUUUCUCUUCUGGAAAAAAGAAAAACACUCUUUAAUGGCUACAACAUCUGCUAUCUCUUCUUUCUCUUCGUUUCCUUUCCUAUCCCGUUGGAGAGAAACCAGUUCUUUUCUCCCAACUUCUUUCAGAUUCUCAAAUCGUCCCUCUCGUUUCCUUCGAUUCUCUUUCAAAGCUUCAGAUUCCGGUAGCUUUCCCGGUGAAGAUUCUUUUGGUUUCUUUCCUUGGUCCCCUGGUGACAACGAUGUGGAAUGGGUUCGAGAGGACAGAGUCACUUUGUUCACAUCAGAUGGACUGAUUCAAAUUGGAGGUUCAAUGGUUCCUCGGCGUCUAACUUUUUCAGAUAAGAAACGGGGAAAAUCAAAAACGGCUCAAAGAUUUCAACGGUUUCAAGAGAGUGAUUACAUGGAUCCUAAUCAAGGCUUAUGUCUAGGUGCUCUUUUUGACAUUGCAGCAACAAAUGGACUUGACAUGGGCAGAAGGCUUUGUAUCAUUGGCUUUUGCCGCUCCAUUGAGAUGCUUAGUGAUGUUGUUGAAGUUACUGUUUUAGAGCAUGGUGGGGAGGUUGUUGCGGCUGAGAAGGCUAUCAAAGGUGGUUUGCAUGAAAAGCUUACCAUGACAGUUGCAGUGCCAUACCUCUGGGGUGUUCCCACUGCUUCUGACACACUUCACCUUGCUGUACGGAGUGGUGGAGGGAUUGUGGAGAAGGUUUAUCGGCAAUGGGAUUUUUUGUAAGUAAUUCAUCAGUUUCUUCUAACCAUCACUUGUAUUCCUGUGUGCAUUCUGUACAUAAAAUUGUUGUAUUUGUAUGUACGAAACUGAAUGUUGUAUUCUAAUUCACUGACCUAACCAUUAUUUGGGAAUUAAUUGUCAAUAUCCAAUUGAUUA
This is a messenger RNA of Durio zibethinus, 1080 nucleotides long. RefSeq lists its product as uncharacterized. The record is from RefSeq and is a predicted model, not a curated record. Lineage: Eukaryota; Viridiplantae; Streptophyta; Magnoliopsida; Malvales; Malvaceae.